GGCGGGACGCCGAGCCGGAGCGCGGCCCCGACCCGGCGGGAGCCGGAGCAGCGCUGGCGUGGAUGCUGCCAUCGCCUGGUCUUUGGAGACUCGGUUGCUUUUUAAUGGCAGCAGCGGCUGUUGGGUGAGCAACUGGAGACUAAGAGUUUGUUUUGACGGAAGGGUCGCUUUUGCUUGGCGCCAUCACUGCUGGAUUGGUCCUUCCUGGCCCUUCCACUGUUGAAGGGAGAAGAUGCCACUGCCAUUUGGAUUGAAAUUGAAACGCACCCGACGCUACACUGUGUCCAGCAAGAGCUGCCUGGUUGCCCGGAUCCAGCUGCUCAAUAAUGAGUUUGUGGAGUUCACUCUGUCUGUGGAGAGCACUGGCCAGGAGAGCCUAGAAGCUGUGGCCCAGCGCCUGGAGCUGAGAGAGGUCACAUACUUCAGCCUCUGGUAUUACAACAAGCAGAAUCAACGGCGCUGGGUGGAUUUGGAGAAACCCCUGAAGAAGCAGUUGGACAAGCAUGCGCUGGAGCCCACCGUCUACUUCGGCGUGCUGUUCUAUGUGCCUUCUGUUUCCCAGCUGCAGCAGGAGAUUACCAGGUAUCAGUAUUACCUGCAGCUGAAGAAAGAUAUUCUGGAAGGAAACCUUCCCUGUACAUUAGAACAAGCCAUUCAGCUGGCUGGCUUAGCUGUUCAAGCUGAUUUUGGUGACUUUGAUCAGUAUGAAUCCCAAGAUUUUCUUCAGAAAUUUGCCUUGCUCCCCGUGGCAUGGCUACAGGAUGAAAAAGUGCUGGAAGAAGCAGCCCAGAGAGUGGCCUUGCUGCACCAGAAAUACAGGAUGCUGGCUUUGCCCAUUCUCGUUUUUUCUGCACGGGCGCCCUCUGGGUCUCCUGGACGGGACAGCCAAGGAAGUGACAUAUCCAUUGGUGCCUGUCUUGAUGGCAUCUUUGUGAAACACAAGAACGGAAGGCCUCCCGUGGUGUUCAGGUGGCACGACAUCGCUAACAUGUCGCACAACAAGUCCUUUUUUGCACUAGAGCUGGCAAAUAAAGAGGAGACCAUCCAGUUUCAAACUGAAGACAUGGAGACAGCCAAGUACGUGUGGCGGCUGUGUGUGGCUCGGCACAAAUUCUACAGGCUGAACCAGUGUAACCUGCAAACUCAGGCCGCCACGCUGAACUCAGUUAGGAGGGGCUCAUCCUCCAGGGUGUCUCUGCCUAAACCCCAGCCCUAUGCGAUGCCUCCCCCACCCCAGCUGCAUUAUAAUGGACAUUAUACAGAGCCAUUUGCUUCUUCCCAAGACAACAUCUUUGUGCCCAACAAGAAUGGAUUCUACUGUCACUCCCAGACAAGCCUGGAUAGAACCCAGAUUGACCUCAGUGGUCGCAUCCGCAACGGCAGCGUCUACAGUGCACACAGCACGAACUCCUUAAACACAGCUCAGCCCUACCUGCAGCCCUCCCCCAUGUCCUCUAAUCCAAGUAUCACUGGCAGUGAUGUCAUGAGACCCGACUACAUCCCGUCCCACCGGCACAGUGCCCUCAUUCCCCCAUCUUACCGCCCGACUCCUGACUAUGAGACUGUGAUGAAGCAGCUUAACAGAGGCAUGGUGCACGCAGACAGGCACAGCCACUCGCUGAGGAACCUCAAUAUUGGCAGUUCCUAUGCGUACAGCCGGCCCGACGCCUUGGUCUACAGCCAGCCUGAGAUUCGGGAGCACCCACACCUCACCUCUCCCCAGUCAGCUCACUACCCCUUUAACUUGAACUACAGUUUCCACAGCCAGUCUCCGUAUCCCUACCCUGCCGAGAGGCGGCCUGUGGUGGGCGCUGUGAGUGUGCCUGAGCUGACAAAUGUGCAGCUACAGGCCCAGGAGUACCCAGCUCCAAACAUUAUGAGAACCCAGGUGUACCGGCCACCCCCGCCGUAUCCUUACCCAAGACCUGCCAACAGCACCCCAGACCUGUCCCGCCACCUCUACAUCAGCAGCAGCAAUCCGGAUCUCAUCACCAGGCGCGUCCAUCACUCGGUGCAGACCUUCCAGGAGGACAGCUUGCCCGUGGCGCACUCUCUGCAGGAGGUCAGCGAACCCCUCACAGCAGCGCGCCAUGCCCACCUACAGAAGAGGAACAGUAUUGAAGUCGCAGGGCUCACACAUGGAUUCGAAGGCCUGAGGCUCAAGGAGAGGACGAUGUCAGCCUCAGCAGCAGAUGUGGCGCCCCGGACCUUCUCAGCAGGCUCCCAGUCCAGCGUCUUCUCUGACAAAAUGAAGCAGGAGGGGACUGAAGAGCAGGAGGGUGGCAGAUACAGCCACAAGAAGUCCCUUUCUGAUGCUACCAUGCUGAUUCAUAGCAGUGAAGAGGACGAAGACUUGGAAGAGGACGGCAGCAGAGAGCACGCCAUCUCAGCUGUGUCUGAGCCCCGCCUUCCGACUGCUUUCUCUCAGGAACAACAACUAAACUACCCCUGUGCUUCAGUGACUCCGGUCUCUGGCCCUCUGCAUAUUUUUGAGCCCAAGCCCCAUGCCACAGAGCCUGAGAAGAGGAUGAAGGACGUCAGCCCUGUCCACCUGGUUGUGGAGACCCAUCGGCCCCGGAGAGAUGGACUGCUGACCCCCUCCAUGUCCGAGUCAGACCUCACGACCUCAGGGAGGUACCGAGCUAGGAGGGACUCUGUCAAGAAAAGGCCAGUGUCAGACCUCCUCUCUGGGAAGAAGAGCACUGUGGAAGGACUUCCACCACUAGGGGGAAUGAAAAAGACUCGAGCAGAUGCAAAAAAAAUUGGUCCCCUCAAGCUGGCAGCUCUCAAUGGACUCUCCCUGUCCCGGCUGCCCCUGCCUGAUGAAGGAAAAGAAGUGUCCACCAGAGCAACAAAUGACGAAAGGUGUAAGGUUCUGGAGCAGCGGUUAGAGCAAGGCAUGGUCUUCACUGAAUAUGAGAGGAUCCUUAAAAAGCGGCUGGUUGAUGGCGAGUGCUCAACGGCCCGGCUCCCUGAAAAUGCAGAGAGAAAUCGAUUCCAAGAUGUGCUCCCCUAUGAUGACAUGAGAGUCGAGUUGGUGCCAACCAAGGAAAACAACACUGGCUACAUCAAUGCGUCACACAUUAAGGUCUCUGUCAGCGGAAUAGAAUGGGAUUAUAUUGCCACACAGGGACCAUUACAAAAUACCUGCCAGGACUUUUGGCAGAUGGUGUGGGAACAGGGAGUCGCAAUUAUAGCAAUGGUGACAGCAGAAGAGGAGGGAGGUCGGGAGAAGAGCUUUAGGUACUGGCCACGGCUUGGUUCCAGGCACAACACUGUCACCUAUGGAAGGUUUAAGAUCACAACGCGCUUCCGCACGGACUCGGGCUGCUAUGCCACCACAGGUUUGAAGAUGAAGCACCUUCUCACAGGGCAGGAGAGGACCGUUUGGCACCUCCAGUACACAGACUGGCCUGAACAUGGAUGUCCCGAAGACCUCAAGGGGUUUUUAUCCUACCUUGAAGAGAUCCAGUCAGUUCGACGUCAUACAAAUAGUACAAGUGACCCCCAAAGCCCCAACCCCCCACUGCUUGUGCACUGCAGUGCUGGCGUGGGAAGAACCGGGGUCGUCAUCCUGUCAGAGAUCAUGGUCGCCUGUCUGGAACACAAUGAGGUGCUGGACAUCCCCAGAGUGCUGGACAUGCUGAGGCAGCAGAGGAUGAUGCUGGUGCAGACACUUGGCCAGUAUACCUUUGUGUACAGAGUUCUCAUUCAGUUCCUGAAAAGCUCCAGGCUCAUUUAAGCUCCAACACUUUUUUUUAUGGGGACCCAAUCAUGUGAAGUGUUUACAGCUUUAAAAAAAAAAAAAAAAAAAGGAAGGAAAGAAGAAAGCAUAGCUCCUACUUUGUUCCCAGUAGUUCCGUGUGGGGAUCCUGAACGGGCAGUGUGCUAAGCAUGAGGCCAGGAGGUCUGUGCGAUCCGGCCCAGGCUGAGGAGGCAGGCAUGCUGCUGCCCUGGCCAUAUCUGCCCAGUUUGCUGCACUUGCACAAGGUCUGGAGAUUGUAUUUUCUAGACAGUUCUCUGUCUUACUGAAGCUGCACUGGGCAGUUCCGGCAAUCAUUUAGGCACAGACUUCUAUCUUAAACUAUUUUUUGAUAAUGUAAUUUUAUGACUAAAUAGGGCUUUUUCUUUUUUAGCUAGAAGCUGAGCUUUUACGAUGGGACAUCCACAGAUUGUGUAGGUCUUGAAUAACUAUUUAAAACCAUUAUAAGCUUUUGUUUAAGAACAAAAAAACAUGGGGGAACUAAGUAUUUUAUUCAUGAAGUCCAAAACUAAAGAAAAUCUAAAAGUGUUAUUUUGAAACAUAGAAAGCAUUUUUAUAUUCAGAUUUUUUUUUAAAGUUAUAUAUUUGUACCUUCUAUAUUUUCCAAAUAAGAGCUCAAUUUGUUAUGAUACUGAGUCAGUUAAUGUAAAGUUGGGGAUAAAGGCACAUUAUUUAAAAAUCUAAGAAUCAGAUUCACUAUUUUUUUCAGUAUUAUAAGCAUAAAAUGAGUUUGAUUUUAUUGACUGGAAAUGAAGAAAGAGCAAAUGCAUAGGAUGGUUUUAAGCACUUUUUGUUAAAAAACGAGUUUAAUAUAUGUGGCUUUAUAUUUUAAACAACAGUGGACACUUUCAAAGCGAAGGGCUCUGAGUACGUAAGAUGACUAGGGGAAGUGUAAGUGCAUGCGGCGCUCACACAGACGGCGUGGUCGCUACACAAAUGCAGUAUUAUGCCCACACCGAGAGCUAAGAUGGAGUAGAAGUUAAGGGCUGCUCCGCACAGGGAACGCAAGGCCUGCCACCUUCGAUGACUGUUUACUGGGGUUCCCCCUGUCUUUUCCCCACAAGCAAGCUCACAUUUACAUUGCCACCAGAGGACCCCAGAGAGGCUUUGUAUCCUGCAGGUUGAAAGAAGGAAAUGGUUAACUGUGAGGUUCCUUUCCCUAAACCACAGCCCAAACUUAUGGAGCCACCAGAAAUUGCUGUGGUGUUCAGGAGGUACUUGAAUUUAGCACCGAAAUCCUGUCCUCCCCCGGAACAGUUCUAGGUCUUGGCCUCCCCCUUCCAUCCUAUUUGGACACAUUCUCUAUUGGUCAGAACUAUGUCAGGUUUGAAGCAGAAAGUGUUCUUGGCCCAGGCCCAGUCUCCUUUGGGAAAUGCGGAGGACAAGCUGGCAGGCUUAACUGAGGUGUGUCAUGUUGUUCAUGUGUGUCCGUGCCCCCGAAUCCACGCUUCACAGUGUAGCCCUUCUAGGAUGUCCGAUCUAGGACUAGCUCCCAAGUGAUACUGUCCUGCCAUCAUUCUGAUUUGACUGUUUGUGGUGAGCAUCACCCCCCAUGACAGGUGUGUGCCAGCCCAACUAAGCACGGUGCACUCCAGUGGACAGCACCAGGGUGGGGUUGUGUGCCCAUCUCAAGCCUGUGAUGGACGGGACUUUUCUCAAGUUUGUUCCCAAUGGUACGUUGUUGGAAGAUGCCUUACUAUCACACCUGAACAGUUGGAAAUUUCCCACUGACAAGAACAUAUUGUAAAACAAAACUUUAAUUAAAGAGUAAUAUAUGGCAUGUUCGUGUUCCUGUUGCAAUACUUUGAUAAAUUCCUAUAGGGCAGCAUUAUACCAAGGGCCAAAUCAAAGUUAGGAUUUAAAGGUUUACUGUGCCUGAGUUGAGAAUGUUACUGGUCUGUCUGCCAAAUUUAUGCAAUGCUUCAUGUCUCACAAAGGAUUUUAGUUCCUUGAUAGUAUUGAUGUCAUGCCAAAAUUAUCAAGAUGUACAUUGCCACAAAAGUAGGUUGUAAACCUAUGUUUGUAUUAGUUAACUUUGGUAUUCCUGGCCUCAGUAUUCCUGACUACUGGGGGCCUUGUCUGGCAUUUCUGUAGUUUUGAGCCUAAGCUUGAUCUUAGAGCAUACACUAGAGUGUUAGAACUGCAACCGGUCAUUGUUUCCUCAGGAGCUCCCACUGCGAAGCAUUCAGAAAGCCAUAGAAUUUAAUUUUUAAAACUGUUUGGCAAGUUAAGACAGAUGUGCUCCCUUAGAAACUUCCAGAAAGAGAAGGGGAGGGCAAGGGUAUGAUGUAGAGCUGUUCAUAUCAUGGCGUGGCCAAUUCAUUUCAGAUAGG
Mus pahari (shrew mouse) is the source of this 6096-nucleotide messenger RNA. RefSeq names its product protein tyrosine phosphatase non-receptor type 21 (gene Ptpn21). Gene Ontology annotation, molecular function: protein tyrosine phosphatase activity. The transcript is spliced from 19 exons. The record is from RefSeq and is a predicted model, not a curated record. NCBI's taxonomy places the organism in Eukaryota, Metazoa, Chordata, Mammalia, Rodentia, Muridae. Bases 233 to 3742 code for a protein of 1169 amino acids. Gene Ontology annotation, biological process: protein dephosphorylation. Gene Ontology annotation, cellular component: cytoskeleton.